Messenger RNA from Oncorhynchus mykiss (rainbow trout), 2795 nucleotides. NCBI's taxonomy places the organism in Eukaryota, Metazoa, Chordata, Actinopteri, Salmoniformes, Salmonidae. The record is from RefSeq and is a predicted model, not a curated record.
UUCAGGUGAUGCUAUCUAGUGGACGGGCGGGAGGAUUCUUCAACAGCGACAGAAGGUUCCUGAUUUACCCACGCGGUGCUUUGCUAGCAAACCUAAAAAUUGAAGCUCUUUAGACCAAUCUUGUGUAAAUUACUCUUAGUGUUUUGAACAUAAUUACCUAUCUACUGGUUCAUUUAAACGUAAUUUGCUUGUUAAAUUAGCAAAUGUGUUACAUUGAUACUGCACUAGGCUAAUCUCCCGGAGCAUAAACUCACUAAUCUAGACGGAGAAAGAAACUGGUGAAAGGAGGCAAAGAAGCUUGAAGAAUGAAUAAGGAGGCUAUCACAUUGAAACAAGAGGAUGAUAUUACAGUGAAAGAGGAAUAUGGGAACGAGGUUGUCAAAGUGGAAAAAGAGGUAGGAGCUUUCAGAAUCAAAACGGAGGAAGAAACGUUUGGAGUAAAAGAGGCGAGUGUCUCAAUAAAAGAGGAGAGUGUCUCAAUAAAAGAGGAAGACGCUUUGGGAGUGAAAAACGAGACUGAAGAUCCGAUUACCACCAGAGAGAGACAUGACUAUCGUGGAUCCUCUGGGGAGCCUCAACAACCUCAUGAAGCUGAAGAGGCAGAGAAGAGUCUCUCCAGAUCAGAACACCAGAUGGACAACGCUAGCCCUUCCUCCCUCCUGGAGUCCCAGUGUCGUGCCUCUCCCGGGGUGAAGAGGUUGUCUGUGCUGCUGGUGGACUGCAGGACAAGAACGGGGCUGAGUGGAACUGUGAGAGGAGGAGAAGAGAAGAAAGGAUCAGAUUUGACUCAUCAAAAAAUUGAGAGUGACACAGAAGGAAUGGAUGAGGACUCUGUGAGUGAUCUGAGUUUUGAUUCCAGCGAGGAGGAAAUGUUUUUGGAAGGAGAAGAUCCAGUUUUCGAUCAUGGCACUGACUCCGACUGGGAGCCCCCAGUGCCAACUUGUCCAUCCCCCUCUGAAGCUGGUUCAUCCUCUGGCUCCACACCUCCCGGGCCGUCUAGAGGACCGACAAAGAAGAGGAAGAGGGGAAGUGUGCCAUCCGCUAACAGAGGGACAGAAUGGCGUUGGCACACCGUCCGAGAAGACGAUGUGGAGCCACCCCAACCAACUUUUAGGCCGAAAAGGAAGCCAGGACCUCAGCUAAACAUGACUGCUACGUACAGCCCCCUUCAACUUUUUCAGCUGUUCUUCACCCAAUCCGUUGUAGAGUCGCUCGUGUCUAACACGAAUAAGUAUGGGAAGAUGAAGCAAGCAGGCAAAAAGGUAGCAUGGAAGCCCAUAUCCACGUCAGAGUUUUUCUGCUACCUUUCACUGGUCAUCUACAUGGGGCUGGUGAGGCUGAAAAGCCUGAAGGACUACUGGAAAUCGUCAUCUCUCUACCAACUGCCUUUCCCCUCGACUGUUAUGUCCUGCAAAAGGUUUCUGGAUCUCUCACAGGCGCUUCACAUCAGUGACCCAAAGGUUGAUGAAGAGAACGAGAAGAAGAGGGGCACAGCGAGGUUUGAUACACUGUGCAAAUUCAAACCUCUCUACCACAGCAUCGUCGAGGCCUGCAAGACGUACUUUCAGCCAGCCCAGAACGUGUCAAUCAAUGAGAGGAUGGUGGCCUCAAAGGACAGAAUUGGCCUCCAACAAUACAUGAGAAACAAACCAACCAAGUGUGGUCUCAAGCUGUUUGUGUUGGCUGACUCUGCGUGUGCCUACACGUGCAAUUUCUUGGUCUACGACGGGAAGAACAGUUUUGCUUACGGUAAGGAACUCAGCUAUGCCUCUGUAAUGGUGUUAUUGGAUUUUCAACUGCUGGGGAAGGGCUACAAACUCUUUGUGGACAACUUCUACACAAGCCCUGCCCUGUUUGCAGACCUGAGGAAGCUGGGAGUGUGGGCUUGUGGCACCAUUCAGACCAACAGAGUGGGCUUCCCGAAGACGAAGGUGAACGACAUGCCUAAGCGGGCUGAGCGGGGGACCAUGCGAUGGAUCCGUGAAGAUGGCCUGCUGUUUGUGAAGUGGAUGGAUGCCAGAGAGGUGGUGAUGUGCUCCACUAUCCACAAGUCCUUCAGUGGAGAUCACGUCGUCAGGCGUGUGAAGGACGCUACAGGGGCAUGGACCACCAAAAAUGUCCCCAUUCCUGCAGCCAUCAAGGACUACAACCAGAGCAGAGGAGGUGUAGACUUGUCAGACGCGCUUAUAGGGUACUACAAUGUUCUCCAUAAGACAAAGAAAUGGUACAAGACAUUGUUUUACCAUUUCAUUGACAUUGCUGUGGUGAAUUCCUUCAUCCUCCAGAAGGAAAUGGCCAAGAGCUGUGGACAGCCCUCCAUCUCACAGCUAGUCUUCAGGGAGCUGCUCAUCAAGGAGCUUGCUGGCUACAGCAAGUCCACUGCAUCACAUUCUGCCACCUCUACCUCCUCUACCUCUGCCGCCUCUACUCCUGCCUUCAGUGGUGUUCAUAUACCACAGUUCAUUACUGCAGGCGUGACUUUACCUCAGAGCCAAAGGAGCGGAGCAUGGAGGCGUCGUUGUGUUCUUUGUCACAUGAAGUCCCCCAUCAUCUGCACCAGUUGUUCAGUUUGCCUCUGCUUCGUAGCAGAAAGAGACUGCUAUGGGACAUGGCACAGGCAGCAAAAUAUUAUGUUCUAAUAUUUAAAAAAUAUGUUAGAAUAGAUUUUUGAUAAGUUGUAUAUAGUUAUUUGCACUGUUGUGUGUGUGUGUGUGUGUAUAUAUAUAUAUAGUUAUAGGUCAUUUCACCAAUUCGGCCACUUGGGUACAUUUGGGCAACUUGUGUGGGACACCUGG